AUGUCUAAAGGAGUGCUCGAUUAUGCUUUUGAAAUUGGUAUGGUCGUUGGCCCGGUAUUGGGUUAUUUCGACCAAAUCGCGAAAUUCAGACGGACGAAAUCCAGUUCCGGCUUCACUUUAGAUACAAGUGGAAUUUUGCUAGCCAGCAAGAUAGGCAAAGAAUUCGACAAAACACUCUUAUAUCAAAGCAUUCUAAUGAUUAUUGUACAACUCAUCCUUCUUGCGGAAUGUUUAAAGUUCCGUUAUCCGGCGGCACCUGUUCCUCAUCGACGAUGGUUUUGGAAUUGGGAUACUUACAGACCAUACAUAAUUUGCUUAAUUUUACUAACAGGAUUUUUGGGAAUUUUAUCAAAUUUCUUGAUCAAAGAGACGUGGUUUGUAGAAAUAUUGGGAGUUUUAGCCCUUGGCAUAGAGGCAACUUUACCAAUGCCUCAAGCUUGGCAAAAUUAUCAAUUCAAAUCAGUCUCAGGCUUCAGUCCAUUGGUUCUUCUCACUUGGUUCGGUGGCGAUUCGUUUAAAAGUUUUUAUUACAUUAAUACUGGUUCUCCGCUUCAAUUCAUCAUUUGUGGCAUCAUACAAUUGACCAUGGACUCAGUUAUUGUGUUACAGUUUAUCCUUUACGGUAGUUUUAAGGAACUAUUCCGUUUUGACAUCCCGCCCUUCAGGAGCGGACAACGAAAUUCACAGAAUUACAGUCAGCUGGAAGAAGCAGUGUGA
Molecule: messenger RNA, 717 nt
Organism: Acaulospora morrowiae
Lineage: Eukaryota; Fungi; Glomeromycota; Glomeromycetes; Diversisporales; Acaulosporaceae
Source: the annotation of a GenBank genome assembly